Molecule: messenger RNA, 7137 nt
Organism: Trichomonas vaginalis G3
Lineage: Eukaryota; Parabasalia; Trichomonadida; Trichomonadidae
Product: ubiquitinyl hydrolase protein
Exons: 1
Coding region: 1-7137 (2378 amino acids)
Biological process (GO): protein deubiquitination; regulation of protein stability
Cellular component (GO): cytosol; nucleus
Molecular function (GO): cysteine-type endopeptidase activity; cysteine-type deubiquitinase activity
Source: RefSeq, a predicted model, not a curated record
AUGACAGAUUCCCAAGAAAAUCCGCCUCCUGAGGGAACUAGUCAAAGUGAUAUAGAUGCAUUGAUUGAGAGUUGCAUAAAUAAUAUAACGAAACAGAAAAUCGCUUCGGCACUCGAUGACAUAAAGAAAGCAAAUGAAAUAGCUAAUAAUAAUCCAGAAUUACUUCCGAAAAUCCUCGCUAAACACGUACUCGCAUUCCACCUUAACGAAACCUCUAACUCAAAGUUCUUCAAAGAAUUUAAACAACAAUAUGAUAAAGUUCAAAACUUCGAUGACGUGUUCAAAAACGCUCUUCCUAUAAUGUUUGACGAUCUACAGCCAAUAUAUAGCAAAAUCCUCAGGUUUAUUAAACCUAACUUUUUCUCAGAUGUUGGAAUUUUUCCAUUUAUAAAUCAGAAGAUGGCGGGUAACGAUGAAAUAUCUUAUAAUACAGUAGAGUUAAUAAUUUCAAUUUUUGGAGCUACCAAAUCCAACCUUUCUCGUUCAAUCAAGUCCGAUUUCGCAAGUGCUGCUUUGAAUCGAAUGAUUUCAUUCGCUGAAAGUCAUUUUAAUGAGAAAUUACGUGAAAUAGACGAAAAUAAAAUGCGUUCUGAUAUAGAUACAAUCAAAGAUUUCUUAUCUUCAAGCGACAACAAGAAAUUACAGCAGUUCGAAAAGACACUUACAUUCAAAUUCGCUACAUCUGGCAUUCUCAGCAAGAAAUUCGAUGCUUUACAAAGGUUUAAUCAAAAUAAAUCUUUUUCAAAGGAUUUAGUAGCAGAAAUCAAUUCAGCAGGCAUAGUUUCUAACAUGAUGUACCAAAUGCACCACGAUUUAGCUGCUCCUUUCGUUAAAUUUUUAUUAAAAUUAUGGGAUGCCGGCGCAUACGAUGUUAAAGUACUUUCCGACUUCUGGCAGAUCUCCAUUGACUCAUUACAAAGUGUUAUCUCUAAGUUCUUUGCUGUUUGGCCUCAAAUCUUUAAUAAUCUUCCUCGUGGCAAAGCCAACGACUUCUGGGACAUUGUUUUAUCCUCUAAAUCAUAUCCAGAAGCAUGUCUUGCCUUCCUUGAGAAGAUUGCUUCGAAAGCAGAUGACAAUACGAGAUCCAAAAUGGUAGAUUCGCUUUGGAACGCUUCCAGCAACGACAGACUCACAUACGUCAAUUGUUUGACAAGUUACGUCCAAGGAUCAAACAAUUCCGUGAAGAAAAUGGUCGAUCUUUGCUUCAGUUUGAUUUCAGAAAACAAAGAUGUCACUUUUGCAUUAAAAAUGUUGACAAAAAUCUGGACAUCAAAAGUAUCCGAUAAUGUCCAGAAAGAUCUCGAUCUCGUACUCGAAAAGACCAAUUUAGAACAAGGAAUAAUUAGUCCUUUCGUUUCUUGUGUUGUCACUUUUUGUAAAUCAUUGAAUGAUCCAUUUACAGAGAAAGAACUGGAGAUGAUCAAAAGGCAGCUUAAGUUCAUUUACGAGCAGAACUUAGAUGCAUUCAUUGCUUUCUUUAAAUCGAUCGUUCCCCAGCAGAAAGGAAAAAUCAUUCCUAAAAACAACGUUGGAGAUAUUUUGAAUUGGAUGUCAAAACUUCCUGAAAUUGAAAACAAAGCUUUUCAAAUCGUCACUUUUAUAUUUGAAACUGCCAAUGGCAUUGAAUCUAAUGAUUUGAGUUCAUUAGAUUUAAUAGGAAUGGAUGCGAUGUGGGAGAUCUUCUUCAGAGCGAAACAUCACUCUGUUUCUGAUUACAUGGUUGAUUUGGUAAUUAGAUGCACAAAAAGUGACAGCGUUGUCACGUUUGUUAAUAAAUGUGUUUCCAAAGGAUUUGGAAAGAGCACUAUGCUUGCUUUGACACAUUUAAUACGUAAAAUUGAAGAUGGAAUCGACAGAGAAAGUUUGGGAAUCAAAAGAAACUUAUAUAACCAAUUUACACGUCGAACCGCCAAAAAAGACGAUAGCACCAAAUUCAAGAAAGAAGAGUUACCAAGCCAGAUCUUGAAGACACCUGACAAUGCCAAGAAACUCUUCGAAAUUCUCGAUUCCGAUGAUAAAGAAUUGGCCGCUUCUGCUUUGUCACUUUUGAACUUGAUGGAGACACAUUCAAUGGAAUUAAGUAUUUGGAAAGAAGAAAAAAUAGAUUGGUCAGUAGUUUUCUCUAUGGAAAAACCGUUUAGAUUAUUCUAUCGUCUUAAUACUUUUGGAAAUAUUUUGGCAGAAAAUUCAAAGUCGUUUAUUGUCAAAAUUUUCAAUACUGGCGGUUACAAGAAAUUAAUGGAGAUUAUGCAAAACGGCGGCCAUCAGUUCUUCAGUGAUGAAAAGUACUUGAUGCUGUUUUUGUCCAUUGUUACUUCUUUGAUUUUGAGAUGUGCAACAGUCGAAGAAACAGAAAAUCUCAAAAAAGAAGUUUACAAAACCGUCGGAAUUGAGAAUUUGACAAAUAACAUUUGUCAAUGGAUUUUGGAAUUGAAUGACCACAAAUCCUUCAAGAUCAUUCCAUCAAUGCUUGCUGUUUUGAGAGAUAUUGUUCAAGGAGAAAGUGACAACUUUUUGAAGAACGAAAAAUUCUCAAAUUUCUUCAGAACAAUGAUGUUAUCCAAAGAAGAAAACAUUUCAAAGGGAAUGGCAAAUAUCAUGUUGGAUAUUCCGGCAGAAAAAAUUGAACCAAUCGUUAUUAAUGAAAUAAAUUUGUCAAAACAUGGAAAUUGUACUUAUUAUUAUAACGUACUUGAAAAAGUGACAAGAACAACCUCCAACAUUGAUGGUAUUUGGAAGAUAUUAGUUGAAACACUGUUCAACGGCUUAUUCACAAAAAGUAAUAAGAAAUAUGACUUCACAAACCUUAAACAAGAAGAUUUUGAAGAUCCUGGCAAAGAAUACACCGGAAAUGAUGAAAAUAUUCUUAAAUUAAGGAAUUUGCACAGAAGAAAAUUCACAAAUUCUGAGUUACUCAAAGGUUUGGAAGACACAAUUUCUGUUGUAGCAGAUAUCUCUUUCAUUUACGGUAUUUAUAACUGUUUAUUUAGAUUGUCAAAACGGUUUGACGAUAAAGAAAAAGUGCCACUUGCAAAAGACCUUAUUAACUUUUCUUUGGACAGAGUAUGUUUGAAUCCUUUCAGAUACGUUCCAUCACCACCUUCUCUUUUUGACUUAAUUGUUGUUUUGAUAAAGAAAGACAAAAAAUAUUUGACUUCUACACUUGAAAAAGUCAAUAAAAUGAUUGUCAGUUACGACAUAAGUAAAGAGAAGCAAAGGUACCUCAACAGAUUGUGCGAGAAUGUCAAUGUUCGUGGUUUAAAUAACAUGGGAUGCACUUGUUAUUUGAACUCAAGUUUGCAACAAAUUUUCAGAAUAAGUGAAGUGAGAAAUGAAGUGAUGAAAUAUCUUCCAAAGGACGAAAUUGAUACAGACUGGCUCUGCCAACUCCAGCUUUUGUUUGCAAAGCUUCUCUAUUUCCCACAAGAAGCAAUUGACGCGUCCAGUUUCGUCAAAAACUUCAAGAUUUUGAAGAAACCAAUUAAUCCAAUGGAACAAAUGGAUGCACAAGAAUUUAUCGCAUGCUUAUUGGAUAAAAUUGAUGAAAGUCUUGAAGAAAAGCCUGUCACGAAAUACGUAACAGGACACAUACAACACGACACUAUUUCCACAAUGGCAAACAAACCUUGGCAUGGCUCAACAAUUGAGAAAUUCACAACUUUGACAUUUGACAUUUUAGAACAAAAAGAUGUUGAAGACUCCUUAAAGACUUUCAUGAUUCCUGAUGUAUUUAGUGGUGAUAAUGGAUAUAGAACAGAUGACAUCGGCGUUAUUGAUGCAGAAAGAUAUCAUUCCAUCUGCAAAUCACCGAAAUAUUUGAUCAUCCAGUUGAAAAGAUUCGAAUUCGAUUUCCAGACAUUAACGAAGAAGAAAAUUAACUCUAAAUACAAAUUCCCACUAAAAAUGGAUAUUUCUCCUUUAUUAACUGAAUCAAAGGAAUCUCUUGAUACCCAUUUAUACUAUAAUCUCCAAGGAAUCAUCAUUCAUUCAGGAAGUGCAAAUGGUGGUCAUUAUUACUCAUUUUGCAAGAAAAACAAUUUGAUUUCUGAAGAUCAAAAAGAUUCAGUAGAUCAAAAAGAUUCAGUAGAUGAUGAUUUGAGUGAUAGUGAUGAUAGUGAAUCCGAUGAAGAUUGGAUAGAAUGCAAUGAUUCAACAAUCCAUGAUAUUACACAACAAUUUGCUCUUGAAAAUUCUUACGGCGGAACAAGUUCUGUUUCUAAAAAUGAAAGAUGUGAUUCCGCUUAUAUGUUGGUUUACAAAUUAAGUGAUUCCACAGAAACAGAAGACGAAACAGAACCAAUUUGUUUGAUGCCAGCAGUCAUGGUUGAUAACUUCAUCCAACAGAAUAUGAGCACUGUUUUAAGAAACAUCAUUUUCACUGAUUCUUUCAUGAAAUUCACAAAUGAUUUGGUUCAGUUUAAUACUCUUAAUUCUGACAUUUUACUUUACAAUUUACUUGACAAAUGUUCAAGUUCAUGGUCAGGUGAAAGGUAUUUACAAGGAAUGUCGAAUUUCCUGUGCCAAAGAAUCAAUAAUUCUCCUGAAUUUGCGAAAUACGCCAUGAAAAGAGUGAUAGAAAUCCAUCUUUUCAUGUCUUUGGUUUCUCAAAACGUAAAUACAAGAUAUACAUCGGCAAAUGUUGCUUCUUCUGUUAUAAACACAUUAAAGAAAGAAGCGAAACCUGUUGUUGACGAAAUUCUAAGAAGAUUCGAAACAGUUUUCGAAUAUUGGAAAAAUUUCGAUCAGUUCUUUUUGCCUUUGUUAACUUACGUCAAUAUGGAAAUAGAUGAUUACGACGAAAUCAUCGAAAAAACAUAUAAAUUACUUGACGUAACGUUCCAUGAAAAAUUCCAGCCGAAAGAUAUGGAAUCUGUCUUGAAUGAGAUCAAUUUGAGUUGUUUAUUCAAGAUAUUAAAGAUCUCGAUCACGAAAGGAAAGAAACUAGAAAAAUACGAAGAGAAAAUCCUCAAAAACGAGAGAUUUAUGAAUACUUGGUUUUCUUGUCAAAAUUCCGUUUUUGAUUUCGCAAAUUUAGUUUGUUUAUUCAUGAAAGACAAUAAAGAACAGACGCAAAACUAUUUCGAAAUCAUAAACAAAUCAAAGGACAAGAUACAAACCAUUUCCUUGGCUUCGCACAUCGCAAACGCUUUGAGUUUCGAGGAUUCUUUAACAAAUGAAAGAGUUGAUUUCUUCUUCAAAUUGCUCGACGAUAAAAAUUUUGACAGUUUGACAUUGACACAAAUUUAUCGAAUCAUCAACAUGAGAUUGAACCAGAACAGAGGCUGUGCUCUAAAGAGUCUCAUGAGAGUCAGAGCCAAAUGGUUGGAUGAGAAUUUAAAGAGCAUGGACACGAGAUUGAGACAAAACAUUGUUGUUUUGGUUAAAAACCUUUUCACGUCUGUUCCUAUUUGGCAACAGAAAGAUCAGAACGCUUACGUGUAUUACCCACCAGAUAACACUACAUCCAAUCCAAAUGAUGAAGAGAAAUCUUAUUUGGAACAAUUAUUUGACAGUUUGUCAGAUUUGACACCAAAAAUGGAACCGUUUUACAAACAAACUGCCAAAAAUAUGACACACGAUAGAGUGUUCACAUGUCAAUCCACAGAGUUCUAUGACUUAUUUGGAUGGGUUGUUUAUUCCGGAAAUCUUCAGAAGAAGGUCAAUGAAAAGCGAGAUUCAUUCCUUAAUUCAAUCAAAGUUCUGAUGAAAUUAGAUUUGAGAUCGAACGCAAUGGACAUUGUCAGAUUUAUUUCGAUAAUUUCGAAAGAAAACAAAGAGUUUUUCACACCGAAAUUCUUCGAAAAACUCAUCUCUCUUCUCGACAAACUACCUGAACCUUCAAUUGAUUACGUGUCCAUUCUAACACGCGAGUUAUUCCCAACAAUCAUUCCUUUCUCCGCUGAAAACUACAAUGUCAUUUUGAAGUCGAAGAUGUUCAGCGAAUCAUUGGAAUAUUGUUUAUCUGGUAAAUACGGAAACUCACAGAAUGUUACUAGUUUAGUUGAAGAACUCCUUAAAGAAGAGAAAACAAUUGAACCUCUUUCUAAAAUGAUAUUUAAUGGAACAAUAUUUAAAUAUCAUUUUAAAGCGAAAUCAACAAAAUUCAUUCAAAUCGCAAAAUUGCUGUUUUUGAAGGGAACAAUUCCAGUUGAAUAUUUCUACAAAGAAAAACUCCAUGAGCUUGUUUUCACUGAUUUAUCUUAUAACGUCAGUGACAUGAAGAAAUCGCAUAAAGCAAAUCAAGAUUUCUAUUUUUACGUCGACAUUUUAACAGCGUUCAACAGAGCUUUCAGUUCAUUUAGACCUUCUAAGUCCGUUUUUAAUGAUCCAGAAGAGAAAUUGAGUAAUUUCUACAUCUCCCAGAAAGAUACAUUCUUCAUCAUGUCAAAUGAAAUCCAAGGAUCGACAGCAACGGCAAAAUUGGCUGAAACAGUUUUGGAUUUGUUUGUUUCAAUAUUUUUGACAAACAAAAAAUUGUAUAAACCCGCCUUGUCACUUUUUGAUUCACAAAGUUACAACAGGCUUCCAAGGGAUGUAUUACAAGUUUUUACUGAAUUCAGGACGAAUCUAUUUUUGCUAGUUGCCGUUGAAAGUAGUCCAAAAGAAAGUUGCAUAAUGAUUGCAAAAGACAUGAAAGAAAUGAACACAAAUAAUUUGACGACAAACAUUGUUUCAUUUUACGGAAAACUUGUUUAUGAUUUACUCACUCGAUAUCCUAAAGAUGUUAAAGAUCUUUAUGGUCCAGCGACUGAUUUCUUCAACACAUUUUUGAUGAAUACAAAUGAUUUGUUGGGAUUCGAAGGUUCAAUUGGAAGAAGCGCUUUGAAAUGCGCUGUUUCUUCAGGAAGAAAUGGAGAUAUUACAAACUGGAUAUCAACAUGCUUGAAAUUAGUUGUUCCUGUUAUAGAAGACAUUUCUUACAACGAAAUUGAUAAUUUGUCUCUCAAAACUCGUCAAAUCUCAGCAUCAAAAUCAUUCAUUGCAGAAUGUUACAAGAGUUUAGGUGUUGAAAAUCCAAAGAUAUCUAAUGUUUCUAAGGAGAUUGCACAGAAGGCAUUGAAUGCAGUGAAAGGGAAAUCAGAAGAUUCUUCUGUAUUGAUAUCAGCUCUUGAUUACUUUAUUACUGUUUUUAAUUAA